Messenger RNA from Triticum aestivum (bread wheat), 7008 nucleotides. Its product is annotated as dimethylnonatriene synthase. Lineage: Eukaryota; Viridiplantae; Streptophyta; Magnoliopsida; Poales; Poaceae. The transcript has 4 exons. The coding region runs from base 4299 to 5783 and encodes 494 amino acids. The record is from RefSeq and is a predicted model, not a curated record. Gene Ontology annotation, molecular function: iron ion binding; monooxygenase activity; oxidoreductase activity, acting on paired donors, with incorporation or reduction of molecular oxygen.
CUUUUUUCUCAGAUCCACCAGAUGCUGCGCUCCUCCUCACAGCGGGGCGGGGGCAGCAGCCGCAACACCAGCGCCACCACCACUGCAUGAAGCUCCUUCUCCUUUUCUUUCCCCGUGUUGUUACCCUGCAGCCAUGUCCGACCAGUUCGACGAUGAGAUGCGUCCCCGCGGACGCCGACCCGCGUUGCUGCAACUAUGGCAUGGCUGAGCUGGUACCGGUGGGUUGCGGUGCUGGAACCAGCGGCCAUGGCUGCUGCAUCAAAUUGAGAAGAUUGGGGCGCCGUCGCGGCCAUGAUUUUUUUGCUACAUCAAAUUUUUGCUGGAACCUGUGUUUGAUUUUUGCUAGAACCACUUCUAUUUCUGUCGGAACCUUCUUUUGAUUAUGCUGCAAAUUUAGAGGAGGGUGGCGCCGUCUCCCUCAUGAUUUUUCGCCACAUCAAUUUUUGCUGGAACCUCUGUUGAUUUUUGCUGGAACUAGCAUCUGAAUUUGCUGCAUAGACUAUGAUGAUUUUUGUUGAUGAAUUUUGUUUUGCUGGAUGCGAUGUUAAUUUUUGCUGGAACCGGCUUCUUUUUUGCUGCAUCCAUCUACUGGACUUUUGUUUGCUGGAGCACGGUGUUGCAAGCCGACGACAGCGGCAAGCCGGAGACGGUGAUUUUGCUGGAAGCGGCAUAAUGUUUUGCUGGAAUUGGCUAAUUUUUUUUGCUUCAACAACUACUGGACUUCUUAUUGCUGAAUUUUGUUGUGCUGGAUCUAGCGUUAAAUUUUGCUGGAACCGACUUCUAUUUUUGCUUCAACCAUUUACUGAAAAUUUUGUUUGAUGUAGCACGGUGAUACAAGUCGACGGCGGCGAGCUGGACAUGGUGACCAACGGCGAAGGAGUUGCCAUUCAACUUGUUUUGUCCCCGUCGGCCGAUGUGUACAAUUGCUGCAUUUGGCUGAGCUGGAACCGGCUAGCGGGCGGAGCUGCAUCCGAAAAAGUUGCAACGGGAGAUGGGACGGUGACCGCCGACGAGUUACAGCGAGCUCAGGCGGUGUCUCCACUACGACCGCUGGGGAGGAGGUAGCGCUGCACGGGGAGAGCUGCUCGUGCAAUGUCCACGUGCUGUACCCCGGAGGCGGAGUCACAUGGGAGCAGAGGCGGGGGAUUUUUUUCUUCUGGGAAGCGUUGACUAGGACGAAGAAGGCAAAUCGAGGUGAGAGAGGCCAGAUCGGACGACUUCUGGAGGCCAGAUCGGACGGCUGGCGCUCGACCGGCCCAACAGAUGGGCCGGCGCGCCGGCGCAGAUCACUGCCCUUUGGCAAUCCCCAUCCGCAGCUGAUUUUAACAGGCCCGGCGUGAGGCUAGAUCCUGGGAACAGGAUUGCGUGGGUAAAGCAAAGCACACACUGUACAGCGCCAAAGUAAGAGAAAGAAAAGAGGGCAUCGUGGUGGUGCUAAGCAGCUGAUCAUUGCUCCAUCUCCUUCCUUUAAAUCAUUGCUUCUUACCCUCUCUUGAUGCAGCCAGGUCAGGUCAUCCCUCGCAGCAACAAAACAUUUUCCGGACGCGGGGCAACCGGAAUCGCCUUCAUUGCUGUUUCCAUAAGAUCGGCCCCCUCUGUUCUGCCUCGUUCCAAACAAAUUAAGGAGCCGGCAUAUAUAAGCCUCGAUUAAUUAUCAAAUCUCUGACAUUUACAUAAAGAGAACGCUCUAUUGGCAUUUCAGCUAGAUCAAUGGAGGGGCGGGAUUGCGACUCAGCAUCGGAGAGCUUCUCUAAGCACGUCAGUGGGCAAAUGUUCCGAGUCAAUGCCCUCCUUGUGGUGAACGCCAUCCUGAUGGGAGUCAUGGUUGGCACAGGUGCAUACGGCCAUCGCUAUCGCCACCAUCCACUAACCCGCUACAUCUUCUUGGGUGCCACUGCAUUGUUCAUUCCCAUAAUCUCCUAUGUCCUAUCUGCCAUUGGUAAUCAGAAUGGCAUUAUCCUUUUUGCCGCUGGAGAAAUCAUAAUAGGCCAGUGUGAUCCAAGUAGACACAUGAACCUAGUCUUAUUAUGGACUGGCCUUGUUCAAAUGGUUGGUAUCAGCACCACUUUGGUAGUGGUUAGUGAUCCUAGAGAAGGGCGAAACAUUGGCCCAUCUGGGGUACUACUUGUGCAGGCAAUGUGGACUUCCUACCUUAUGAUCUAUAACAUAGGAUUGAAUUAUGAUGUAUCAUCCUACAAUAAUACUCGUAGCUACCUCAAGUGGUCUCUGGUAUAUGCAUUUUCUCUAGAAGGAUUGAAGGUUAUCCCACCAUUUGCUCUUACCUUUGCCAAGUUACUUUUCAAGUGUUUUGCAUGGUACAAGGCCAGAAAAUCAUUAGCAAUUAAUUGGAUGCAAUCCUCGUCUUAUUGUUGGAUACAUGGAGGAGCUACAAGACACUGACAUGACAAACGGUUACUGGGAUAUACCUCCCCCACUAAUAGUAAUGGGCGAAGACACAUUAUCUGUGGAUAAGCAGCCUCAUGGUUAUAGCUUUGCCUGAUGCCCAACAUAGGUGGCUUAGUGACCAUUGAAAAAGUUUGGCAGCUGGAUGACAUGCAUGAUCUCAAGUUGACAUCACGGCUCAAAGAUGUAUGCCUCUCCUUCGCACUGUCCAAGCUUUUAAGGUGUCGGUUCACCAGGUACACAAAUGAUGAGAUUGGCUUCACCAAAGCUUCUAACUUUUUACGGCAUAUGUUACUCGGGGACAGUUAUGAUGACAGGCUACUUCGACUGGUUGAGCAUGAGCUUUCUUUUCUUCAUGAUAUUUAUUAUUCAUCUCUCACAAUCUCAUAUUCAAAGAUCUGGAUGCCCCUACUGAGCAUAUUAAUUUCACUCUCAGGCAUCGGUUACUGCUUAGUUUUAAGCAUUCUCAUAGUAUAUGUUCAAAUUGAUUAUCUGAAUGACACGUCAGAUGGACAAUUACCGCUGAUACGAUGCAACUAUCAGUGCCGUCGAUUCAUUAGUGAAGCGCAAGGCAAAAUACCAGCAGUACACCGUCAGUUUUUUGGAAGUGCAAUAUUUGACCUUGUACCGGUGGUUGUACUUAUUGCACUGGUUGUGCUUGCUGAGAUAAGAGAGGUUGCUUCUUACAUUUGCUCUAACUGGACAAAAGUGACCUUAAUCUGCCACUACAUAAACCAUGCUUCUUGGCAGAAAUCUCAUAUGAUGAAGAAAUGUAUUAGACGUGUGUUGCAAUGUAGAUGCAAGAUACUCAAGCAUUUUGAGGACAAAAUGAACCAAUGUUCAAUACUGGUGCUCCACCAAACGAAGACUCCAAUGAGACUUCUUCAUCUUCUUAAACCUGGUCAGAAGGUCAAGGUGCCAAGAGAGGUGAAGGCUGCUAUCAUGAAUGCACUGAGAAGCUAUGAGGGAAGCCGAGACAAUAACCGCAUUCCAUGUUUGAUCACGAGGCCACAAUUCAAGACCGGCGACAACCUCCUUUGGGUGGUUGAUGGCACAAAAGGUAUUGCCAAUACCAUUCUUGUGUGCCACAUCGCCACAAGCAUUCUUGAACUCGGGUCGGCUGGCUCAUGUCAACCUCUCACUGACCAUAAGACCGCUGCCAUUCACCUGUCCCGAUACUGCGCCUAGUUGGUGGCCAACUCUCCUGAGCUACUUCCAGACGACGACGAGUGGUGCAAGAGCUUGUACAAGACCGUCAAGAAGAAGGCCGAGCACAUCCUUUUGCCGGAGUGUCAACAGCUGAAGUGGAGUAUCAGCAGUUGGUGGAGCUGAUGAGCGCUUCACAGAAUCAUGAGGUGCUCAAGGAUGGUGCCAAGCUCGGACAACAGUUGGCGGAGCUGAACCAAGGAGAGACCAACAAGGGAGACGCGCGCGUGUCACACGGCAUCUCUCGGCUCAUCCACCGGUUGAUUCGUAGGAAAUUCGACUGUGGCAUGAUCAGCUCACUGCUCACGGAUGGAUGCGGCAGCGCACCGCUCCUCCAGACGGCUCGACUGAUUGAUACCCGCCCGUUGUUCUUUAUAACUUUUGUCCUUUACGAUCAAGCAAUGUAGUAGUAUCAAUCAGCAGUAUCGGCACGCCACCGCAUGGGACAUGUGGUUAGCAAAAUCGAAAUUCAUAUAGCAGUAUUGUCACGCCUUCUUGAGGAAGAUGGGCCAUCCUGAUUGAGAGGAGGGCUGGAGACUUGCAGUUGGCACGCGCGUCUUGUCUAGAAUAGUGGAGGAAGAUAUAUAAUUGGGGUAGGCGUGUUGCUCGUAGAUACCGAUAGACCGAUAAACUAGCAGCCGUCUCGUCAUCAACCUUGCAAGUUAGAAACCAGCCCCGUCUCCAAAUUAAUGGACGUCACGGCAUGGGCAUGGGCCUCCUUCCUGGCCGUCGUCCUCGUCGUCCUAACCAUUCUCCGCCGUGGCCGUGGCUCGCAGCCGCAGGGGAACAGGCUUCCACCAGGACCGAAGCCGUGGCCCGUGAUCGGCAACCUCAAUCUCAUCGGCGCGCUGCCGCACCGCUCCAUCCACGAGCUGUCCAAGCAGUACGGCCCGUUGAUGCAGCUCCGGUUCGGGUCCUUCCCCGUCGUGGUGGGCUCCUCGGCCGAGAUGGCCAGGUUCUUCCUCAAGACCCACGACACGGUGUUCGCCGACCGGCCAAGGACCGCCGCCGGCAAGCACACCACCUACAACUACUCCGACGUCCUGUGGGCGCCCUACAACGCCCACUUCCGCCGCGCGCGCAGGCUCUUCGCCACCGAGCUGUUCAGCGCGGCGCGGCUCGAGUCCUACAAGCACAUCCGCCACGAGGAGGUGAGCGCGCUGCUGCGCGACCUGGCCGCGGCCGCUCACGGGGCAUCUGGCCGUGCCGUGCCGCUCAGGGGACACCUCUUUGCGGCGACCAACGGCAUCAUCUCGCGGGUGGUGCUGGGCAAGAAGUACGCGGAGAAGGAGGCAGGAGGCUCGGCAGCCAUGGCGCUGGAGGAUUUGUCGGGCUUAAUUGAGGAGUUUUUCCUUCUCAACGGCGUGAUCAACGUCGGCGAUUUCAUUCCGUGGUUCGACUGGCUGGACCUGCAAGGGUACGUCCGGAGGAUGAAGAAGUACAGCAAGAAGAUGGACCGCUUUCUCGAGCAUGUCCUGGAGGAACACGAGGAGCGCCGGCGUGUCAAGGGGGAGCAGUUCGUGGCGAGGGACAUGGUGGACGUGCUGCUGCAGCUCGCCGACAAUCCUAACCGGCUUGACCGAGACACCGUCAAGGCUCUCACUCAGGUAUGCAUGCAGGAACUUAUCGUCGGGGGUUCAGAUACCUCCAGUGUAACCAUGGAGUGGGCGAUGUCGGAGGUUCUCAGGAACCCUGAGGUCUUGGGCAAGGCCACCAAGGAGCUCGACCGUGUGGUCGGCCGUGACAGGAUGGUCAUGGAGAAGGACAUCCCAGACCUCCCUUACAUAGAGGCCAUCGUGAAGGAGGCGAUGCGCAUGCACCCGGUGUCGCCCAUGUUGGCGCCCCACCUCGCACGCGAGGACGCGUCCGUCGACGGCCACGACAUCCCCGCCGGCACGCUCGUCCUCGUCAACGUGUGGGCCAUCGGCCGUGACCCGACCUAUUGGGACGCGCCGGAGGAAUUCCGACCAGAGAGGUUUAUGGGGAGCAAGAUCGACGUGAUGGGGCUGGACAUGGAGCUGCUACCGUUCGGGGCCGGCCGCCGGAUGUGCCCCGGGUAUAGCCUGGGACUGAAGGUGGUGCAGUUGAUCGUCGCCAAUCUUCUGCAUGGCUUCACGUCGGGGCUCCCUGACGGCACAACGAGGGAGCAGCUCAACAUGGAGGAGAUAGAGUAAAAUGCACUGGCGGUACUUGAACUUGAGAAGAAAGCACACUUUGGUCACUGUACUUCAAGAUACGACCAAUACGGUCACUCAAUACGCCUGCACGUGAUUGUACGGUCACUGUUCACCGUACGCCACUCGUCGCCGCUCCAUUUGACCACUUGUUGACCAAUCCGAGGCGACAGCUGGCGUUUGCGGGGGUUUUUUAUGUAAAUUAGCCCGGCGCAUCUAAUUUCAUCCUUCACCCUGAACCGAAUCCCUAAUUCCCCACUCCCUCCCCCUGCUGCUUUGCGCCGAGGCCGACGCCCUCCCUCUGCUGCUUGCCGCUGCCGCCGCCCCCCUCUCCCUGCUGCUUGCCGCCGCCCUCUUCCAGCAGCUUGCCGCCGUCGCCAUUGCCCUCUUCACCACUCCGCCAUGUCGACAAGCUCGGUUAGGUCAUCGUUCGGCGGCCGUUCGGUGGUGGUGCCGCUCAUAAGAUGCCCUCUUUGCACUGCUCGUGUGAAGUUCUAUGUGUCGAACACGGAGAAGCACGAGGGCUGGGUCUUCUACAGGUGUCCUGUUAGUGUAAGUCAUUUUUGCUAAUUUUGGUGGAUUUUUUGUGGAAGUUCUGAUGGUGAUUUCUGGCGUCUGUUCUUUUCAUUUGAUCUUCAGGACCAUUUCUGGCAUUGGGAGUUGGAGUAUGUUGGCUACUUGCUGGAUAAUCACUUUCUCGUUGGCAAUGAAGCCGUAGAUGCAUUAGGAACUGCAGAGGAUAAGAGGGAAGAGCUGACGCGAGCAAGGAAUCGAAGAUAUGCAGGUGGAGGUGCAGUAGAUCUUCCAGGCUUUGAAGAUGGAAGAAGAUCCGCAGGUGGAGGUGCAGCUCAAAUCUCCAAUCAGCAAGCAGAGGCACUCAUAGGUUUAGCCAAUCAAAUAUUGGUGAUGAUGAAGGCACUGGUGGCAGCACUCAUUGUAGUUGCAGUGCUGCUAGGCAUUUCUAUGUUGAAGAAGUGAUGGAGUUGAUGCAGUGUUUGCAGUAGCAUGCUUCCUAGUUUGUUAGGAGAUGAACUGGUAGUUGAUGUAGUUUGUUUGGAGAUGAACUGGUAGUUGAUGCCUAGUCUGUUAUGUGAUGCUUUUGCAUUGUAAGUCUGAAGUUGAUGUAGUUUCCACUUUGCAGUUGUAGUUGAUGUAGUUAUCCAGCAUUCUAAGUGAUGCUUUUGCCACCAUGUAAGCAAGUGCCUAUCUUUUACUGCAAAUGGAA